AGUCUUUAUUUUCCACUUUGAAGCUUGUUUUCGGCUGUUGAUGGGAGCCGCUGGCGCUGCUGUCGCCCGAUCGUCGACACUCAUGUGCCGGAAGUAUGCGUAAAACCGCCUCGGUCCCAGCGUCGACGUUUUUUUCCCACUUGUUCUGUUUUUUCUAUCGUUUUUUCGCCUUUCCUUUUUUAUUUUACCAGGCAGUGGAGUGAAUGCACGGGUCACGUCAUUCUGUGGGCUGUCCGUCCGCCUCUGUUAUCGCGCAGUAGAUUCGCCUCAGCCUGUCAAUUAUAUUCAGAUAUUUAGAUUUAAUGGCUUAUUUGCAAAUAAAUAUAUUUUGAACAUGCUUUAUUAUGGUGAAGCACAUAAUUUGAUUUUAAUCGCUUUCAAAGAAGAACAAAGCACAGCUCAUUCUCUCCUCUGCAACAAAGUGAUAAAUUGCAGCCGGAGCUUCUGUAUAAACCCGCCAUCUGUAAUGUUAGAACCCGGGCACAGAGACUCGCGACUGAAGUGAUGGGGAGAUAUGAUGUGUUAUGAAGGGUUAGAGUCACAUAUGGAGUUUAGAACAAGCUGCUAAUGCGAAUUGGUUUGUUUUUGUAACAAUGAUCAUAAAUCGUGUUAUGAUAGAUCAGAUCUUCCUGUAUAAUAUUUCGCCAGUCGUGCUCUUCAAUUACAUAAAUAAACGUCGUAUUAACAUUUCUGGAAUAUGCAUUUUCGCUGUUUUAUAGACACUGCAGGGGUGAUGGAGGACUCGCAUUUCAGCUCUUCAUACUUCUGGUCUCCUGUGCAGGGGCAGAUCGAGAAUGCUGUAUUUCUCAAUAAAGUAAAGGAGCAGCUUGGUCAUGACAAAAGCCCCACCUACUCACAUGGCCCUGCCCACUAUCCCCCUACAGCAGUGGUGGCUGUCGCUGGGGGUCCCAUGGAAGCACCGACAUCAAGAACACUAAAACAAGAGCAUGUGCAACCGUCCCAUUCCUCACACAGUAUAACAGUGGUGCCGGUACCACCUUCUGGCAUCAUGACGGCAGCGGGUUUGGUCACCCUGGUGUCUCCGGUGUCUUCGGCUCAGUCUCUUAUUCCUGGACACCCCUCAAUGAUAACAGUCCAGACAGACAAGAAAAAUGACUCCUUGCCCUGCUCACCGGUCAUCAUCCCAUUACCUUCCAAACGUUGCAGAAAGAAGAAAGAAACACUCCCGCUAGUUGGCUCUCCUACUGGGACAGAUCCCUUGAUUUUGGGUCUUUCAGGACAGCAUCUUUCUACACACCCUUAUAGCCUCUCCCCAGAAGAAGGGCAUGCUGGGAAAGAAGGCAGCAAAACAUACAGGUGCCGGAUGUGUGGUUUGACGUUCUGCAGUAAGUCAGACAUGCAGCUGCACUCCAAGUCACACACGGAGGUGAAAGCUCACCAGUGUCCGCACUGCUCCAAAUCCUUCGCUAACACCAGCUACCUGGCCCAGCACAUCCGCAUCCACAGCGGUGCCAAGCCCUACACCUGCUCCUACUGCCAGAAGGCUUUCAGACAGCUCAGUCACUUACAGCAGCACACACGAAACCACACAGAAUCCAAACCUCACAAGUGUCCUCACUGCACGAAAUCAUUUGCCAACUCAAGCUACCUUGCUCAGCAUGUGCGAAUACACACUGGAGUUAAACCGUACACCUGUAGCUACUGCGAGAAGACCUUCAGACAGCUCAGUCACUUACAGCAACACCACAGGAUCCACACAGGAGACAGGCCAUACAAAUGUACACACAUGGGCUGUGAAAAGUCUUUCACUCAGCUCUCUAAUUUGCAGUCCCAUCGGCGUCAGCACAACAAGGACAAACCAUACAAGUGUCACCACUGUAAUCGAGGAUAUGUAGACGCAGCCGGCCUGGAUAUUCAUCUGUCCACGCACACGGUUAAGCAUGCUAAGCUGUACUCCUGUGGUUUAUGCCACCGCACAUAUACCUCGGAGACGUAUCUAAUGAAGCACAUGCAAAAACACGCUCCGGAUAUGCUUCCAUCUCCACCUGGAUCAAACCAGCAUAGUCACAGUCCCGGACGCGCUGGAGGAAGCGGUUCAGAAGGAGACGGGCAGAGCAGAAUUGAAAGGAGUGAUGUUUUUGUCCAACCGGUCAGUGUGCCGUGUGUGUAUGACAUGAACCAGUACAAACCAGUACCUGCAGCAGACGUGCAGUACAAAACCGUCAGCGUGUCUGACAUCUCCCCUCACAAAGACCUCUGCAUCACCGUGGAGGCUUCAGCCAUACAGGCGAACCACCUGAACUCUUGAGGAUCAAACUGUGGAGGUUAGAAAAACUGUUGUAGAUGACGAGAUCCACACAGAGCUGUGGAGACAGAGCGAAUUUUCUUAUUCAAAGGCGCAUUGUUUGUGUGAAAGAGCAAGAGGAUUUGAAUGAACUCAAAUGAAGGAGGUCUACUUUUGUAUUGUUUUCUUUUCCUUUUUUUGUUACAUUUGUUGCUGUAAUCCUGAUCUUCCUCACAAAAAGCUUCCUUGAAGGCUGUGGCUGUUUCGGUGGGUGUCAACUUCAUAUCUCCAGUCUUUCCAUGACAUUUUUGCUAGUUUCACCCGUUUAUACGGUGGUUUUUGUCUGUAGGUGUUGGUACGAUCACUCCAGCAUCACCAUUACUAUUGUUACUGUCAACAAGAAUGGUAAUAUUGUGUCUUGCACAGUAGGUUUGGAAAUUGUUUCUUUUUUUCCAUUUUAAAAGGGAAGUUUGUUUGCAGUCAAACAAAAGCACGUAUAUAUGAUUAUCAGAUAUAUUGUGUGUAAAUGAGUAAAGGAUAACAGCAAACAGGACACAAAUAUAUUAGGAGAUGGAUUUUAUGGAAAACAAAUGAUUAUGUGUAGUGUUUCUAUCUGCAGACGACAUGUAAUAUUCUAUUAUUACUGUUUUUACUGUUUUACUAUUUAAAAAAAAAGAGCAAUUAUGCACCCCAGACAUCAACCUCUAGACAUUACCAAAAUCAGAUUACUGUGCAUUAACCUUUUAAAAUGAGAUAUUAAAAAAAUUAUAAUUGUGUGCCGCA
Danio rerio (zebrafish) is the source of this 3028-nucleotide messenger RNA. The record is from RefSeq and is a predicted model, not a curated record. NCBI's taxonomy places the organism in Eukaryota, Metazoa, Chordata, Actinopteri, Cypriniformes, Danionidae.